AUGGACCGCUCAACAAUAUUCCUAUUAUUUUUCGCUUGUACCAUCGUUAAUGCUGCUAGUCUUAAAAAUAAUUACGCUCAUUUUUUGUCCAUGGAUGAAGAAGAGAAUUAUUUAAUGUACUGGACAACCAAUGAUAUUGAACAAACGAUGGACUUUGCUAUAUCAGUCAAGACUAGUGGAUGGGUUGGCUUUGGAUUUUCACCGUAUACAGGUAGAAUGCCUGGAUCGGAUACAAUCAUCGGUUGGGUUGCUAAUGGAAAAGCUUAUCUACAGGAUCGAUUUGCCCCAUCGCACACCGUACCAGUUCUUGAUGCUCAACAAGAUUAUACUCUAAUAAGUGGUGAAGAAAACAACGGCAUGACUAUUUUAAAAUUUUCAAGAAAAUAUGAUACUGGCGAUAGUAAAGAUUUGUUGAUAGACACUGGAACUACUCGAUUAAUCUGGGCGUACAAUGACAAUGAUCCUGUCGACCCACAAACUUUUACGAAACAUACUAAACAGGGCAGUCGUAGUGUUAAUUUAUUCAACUCACUACCUGAAGCCGAUAAGCCACCUUUGCCCUCCGAUACACAAUAUUUCGAUCUUUUAAAUCCCGACGUUGCUAUUCCUAGUGGUGAUACAACCUAUUGGUGCACAGCUUUUAAGCUCCCUGAAGUAAAUGGUACCGCUCAUAUGAUUAAGAUUGACCCUAUCAUUCAGAAAGGGCACAGUGGAUUAGUUCAUCACAUCUUGGUAUACGAUUGUGUAUUUGAUGAAAAAUUUCACGGUUCAAGUCACGACUGUGAUUCCCGAAACAUGCCCCAAGGAUUACGUGGUUGCCGCGGUGCAACCGUUAUUGGUGCAUGGGCAGUUGGUGCUGAGGGAUUAUCCUACCCAGCCCAUGUCGGCCUACCACUUGGAGGCGAUAAAGGUGCACGAUAUGUUGUUAUGGAAACACAUUAUGACAAUCCUAAUCGAGAAGCCGGACUUCGCGAUUCUUCCGGUAUGAGAUUCUACUAUACGCAUCAACUGCGCCAAUAUGAUGCUGGCGUUUUUGAAAUUGGUCAAGCAACUAGCCCUUUUAUGGUCAUACCUGAAGGCCAAACUCAGUGGGAAGUUGCUGGCUACUGUUCUGAGAACUGCACAAGGCCUAAUUUACCCUCUACUGGUAUUAAAUUCUUCGGCGGCUUUUUACAUACUCAUUUAGCCGGCUAUUCUAUCGUGACUAAACAUUACCGUAAUGGAGUUGAACUUCCAGAAAUGCUUAGCAAUCGACAUUAUGAUUUCAACUAUCAAGAAACUAGUUUCUUGAAGAAAGAAGUAACCUUUUUGCCGGGCGAUCAAUUGACUUUAAUCUGUACUUAUAACACCGCAAAGAGACCCAAGGUCACAGUGGGUGGAAUCGCUACUCGUGACGAAAUGUGCUUGGCUUACUUACUGUAUUAUCCAAAAGUAGACUUAUCUGUUUGCUUUUCCUCGAAUAAUUAUAUUCAUUAUCUCAACUAUUUCCAGACUUUGAAAGAAGCUGGCUUAACGCCUCCUUAUAAUAAGUAUCCAUCGAAACCACCUUAUGCUUGGAACGUUAUUCGUAAUUCUACCAUUGGUAAAGGAAUCCAUCUAAAAAACCUUUACGAACUGGAUAAUUCAGUAAAGCCGCAACAAUAUUGUGCAGCUCGUAAUCAUGUCCUUCUUCAACCGAGUGGACAAAUGGACAUCCCUAAAUAUGUUAAAUAUCAUACCAAUCAACGCUUACAAAAUAGUUUUACCGAAACUACUACCGGUGCGGCUUCUAAAACCCAUUUUUCGGUUCUACUCAUGUGCAUACUUCCACUCUUUGCGUACUUGUUAGCAAGACAAUUCUAAGCGCACCAUGUAUUCUGGCAAUAUAUUAACGUGUUAAGGAAAUAGAGAUCUUAUCUGUUGUAGUAAUUACUAGAAUACAAUAUCCCAACCUUAACAUUUUUAAACAAUAAUUUCUAACGAAAGCGUUUCGCCCAGAUGAUUGCUUCUUGUCAUGGGUAUAUUACUUAAAUCUAGAUUUAAUUUUUUAUAUUAAAUUGAGCAGUUAAUAUUUUAUGACUAUGAAUACUUGAGGAAGUAAUAAAAG
Molecule: messenger RNA, 2086 nt
Organism: Trichoplax adhaerens
Lineage: Eukaryota; Metazoa; Placozoa; Uniplacotomia; Trichoplacea; Trichoplacidae
Exons: 13
Coding region: 1-1842 (613 amino acids)
Biological process (GO): norepinephrine biosynthetic process; dopamine catabolic process; octopamine biosynthetic process
Cellular component (GO): secretory granule membrane
Molecular function (GO): copper ion binding; dopamine beta-monooxygenase activity
Source: RefSeq, a predicted model, not a curated record